Molecule: messenger RNA, 764 nt
Organism: Botrytis cinerea B05.10
Lineage: Eukaryota; Fungi; Ascomycota; Leotiomycetes; Helotiales; Sclerotiniaceae
Gene: Bcmrp20
Product: Bcmrp20
Exons: 3
Coding region: 30-623 (197 amino acids)
Biological process (GO): mitochondrial translation
Cellular component (GO): mitochondrial large ribosomal subunit; ribosome
Molecular function (GO): structural constituent of ribosome
Source: RefSeq, a predicted model, not a curated record
GAGCUCCAAAUCCCAAUUCCACCGCAAAAAUGGCAGCACCCCUUGCGGCCGUCGCUCGAGCGCCCAAAAUGGGUCGCAAAGAGAUAUUUCUCCCCAAUUUCACAAUCACCCUCCUCCGCACUCCGAAUUCACCACCCUCGUUCGCUUCCUUUAUCGUACCCCUCAAUUUGAACAAAUUGGACUUGAGAGAUUAUUUAUGGAAUGCCUAUGGAAUCGAGGUUCGAGGAGUACGAAGUUACAUCCAAGCGCAAAAAUUGAGGGAAGGAAAACCAGGAGCGAAAAUGCCAACGCCGAGGAAAUGGUUCAGACCGAGGAGUAUCAAGAGGAUGAUGGUGGAGAUGGAUAGACCGUUUGUGUGGCCUGAAGAACCCAAGGACUUCUCCGAAUGGGAUCAAGAGGGAGUCAAGAAACGUCAAGAAUACGAACAAGAGCUACAAGCAGGCCAAUAUCCGGAUGCCAAACAAAAGCCCAGCAAAGAACGUUUAUCAAUCGCAGAGCAAGCAAGAAAAAUCUUGCAAGGAAAGGAGAAAUGGGCACCUACGAGAGAUACCUGGAUGAACGUAGGAGAGGAAGUUGAGGUGGAGACGGAUGUGACGGUUCCUCGUAUUAGAAGACGGGAAUAGAUAAAGAUUUGGAGGAAGUGUAAGCAUUGAACUUUGGAAGAGCAUGUAUAUUGCAAGAUACAUUGUAUGAAUAAUUCAUUGAAUGGGGUAUAUGAAUAUGAGAACAAAAAAAAACAUGUAUACACCAGCCCAAUUCUGGCA